UGUGGUUUAACCCACAGCGCCACCUGGGCCCAGCUCCAUUAGUGGGACCUUUUGCCUGCAAAGCACUUGCCUGAAAAUCUCUCCAACCGGCAAGUCAGAUGGUAAUAUUCCCUGGGCAACAGCACUUUCUCUUUCAAAGGAGUUUAGCUCAGGGGUGAAUUUGCUCCUUACCUGAGCUCUUGGCUGUGCCAGCUAUGUGUCAGUAUCCAAGUAACAGGGGGCGUGCCGCAAGAAAAUGCGGGCAUCCGAGGUGAUUUCUGAGGUCAGCUUUAAGAAACAGUUCCUGCAAGUUGAGUGAGGUUUGGGAGCAGCAGGGAAGGAGGACGAGAAGGGAGGACGCUGCCCCUUUUAGAAGAAGCUCUCGGUCUCAGAAUCGCUAAGCUCUUGUCGUAAUGUGAUCAGUUGUGACCAAAGAGCAUACUGCAGCCUCCAAUACAUCUGUAAGAUCCACAUCCCUCCAACACAGAGAAAGAUCACUGCAAACUGCUCCCAUUCUUGUCAGAAAGAUGCUGGAAGGUUGGAUAUUGACCAUCCUGGUAUCUGUCGGUGUCGGCUCCCUCCUGUUUAUGGUGGCGCUGGUGAUCCUCCUCAGAAACAACAUCCAUGCUACUAUGUUCUGGAAUGAAAUCGUGCUAGAGAAAAUUACCAACUUCGUCAUGGAUCAAAGCAAAGAGCAGCGGAUCUUAAACUCUGUGUCCUACAAUGCCGUCAAAGGGGAUCCCGAGAGCGUCCUGGACUGCAUUGACAACUACUGCUCCCAGAAGGAGUGGGCCAUGAACGUGGGCGAUGAGAAAGGUGUGAUCCUAGAUAAGGUCGUCGAGGAGGCGGAUCCUACCAUCGCUUUGGAAUUUGGAACGUACGUAGGCUACUCGGCGAUCAGGAUCGCUCGCCUUUUGAAACCAAAUGCCCGUCUUCUUACCAUCGAAUUCAAUCCCGAGUUUGCCUCCAUUGCCAGAGAGAUCAUCGAAAUUGCUGGACUCAGCGAGAAGAUCACAAUCAUCGAGGGCCAUUCUCAGGACAUCAUCCCGCAGCUAAGGGAAAAAUAUCAGGUGGACAAGGUCGAUUUUGUCUUUCUGGACCACUGGAAAGAAAGAUACUGUCCCGACACCAUCCUCCUUGAAGAAUGUGGCUACCUAAGGAAGGGCUCCAUCCUUCUGGCGGACAACAUCGUCUACCCGGGAGCUCCAGAUUUCGUCAAGUACAUCCGUAGCCACAAAAGCUUUGACUGCACUAACUACCCCUCUCACCUGGAGUACAUGAAAGUGGAGGACGCAAUGGAAAAGGCCGUUUACAUGGGAUGAGAGAGAGAGUAUUAAAACCUUUAGUGUCGAGCCACUGCUAGUAUGUGUGAGCACACAGCGUAGUCCUGUCUGUGGGCCGGCAUUAGCUUUCUGUAGUUUUUGGGCUUGUGGUUAAAGCAAAUUUGUCACAGUAGAACAAGUUGCAAAGAAGGCAAGUCAGCAGAACAACAAGGGAGCUUCUGUUAUGGUCAACUGAAUUCUUAGACCCACUGAAAUGAAUGAACAUGGCCAACCUAGGUUCACUGAUUUCAGUGGGUAUACCCAGAGUAGACCCUAGCAGGAUACAACCCCUUGUGUAUAAAUAGUUAGGUUAGGCAGCUAAGGAUCCAUCUGGGGGUGAUGGGCAGUUUUGUUACAUUUCUAUUUUAGCGAAUGGCCAUUUUCAUUGAUGGACCGCACCUAUUGGAUUUCUGCUUUUUACCCAGCAAUGCCAAAGCCCAGUGGCUCGCUCACUCGCUCUCUAUAUGGGUUAAGCUUGUCUUUGUGUUUCUCAGCCAAACAAGACCAAAUUGCCUUUGGAGACAGACAUGGCUUUGGAAAGGAGAAAUGGGAGCCCCUUCUGGGCGUACCCAGGAUCAAAGCUAGGGGGCAGACCAGCCACACACCCCAGCCACCUGAUUGGCUAGCUGACAAUGACGUGGCCAGGAUCCCCCCAGGAGGCAUGGUCAAUGUGCACGCCCCCCCCCAGAGAAAAGGGGGACAUUUGCAAGGCAGCAUACGGAGCCACCCGCGCUUGCACUCCUGCCUCGCCCGCUCCUUUAAUGGCAGCAGUGACUAAAACGAGGCAGCAGCUGCCUCCGUUGAAGGAAACCUGGACCUGGACCUGGGCUAACUUCAGCCCACACUCUUUCAAGUCACAGCGAGCACAGCACAGAAAGUGCUGCCCCACAAUGCUCCACGGCACUUCAUUUGCAUGUAUGCAAAUGAGAUGCUGCAUAACAUUGUGGGGCAGCACUUUCUGUGCUGUGCUCGCUGUGACUUGAAGGAGUGUGGGCUGAAGUUAGCCCAGGUCCAGGUUUCCUUCAACGGAGGCCGCUGCCGUUUCACUUCAGCCAAGCAGGCUGAGGCGGAUCACAGCAGGCAGCGCCCCUGCCUGUCCUCUCCAGCUGCCCUGCUUCUAGGGGAGGGCAUCUGCCCCCCUGCCCCAUGCUGGGUACGCCCAUGCCAAUGGUCAGGAGAGAUGGGAGUUGCAGCCCAUUGACACACCUGGGGAGAGGUUAUGCUGCUGCCUUGCAAACAGAUUAAAAGAAAAAAGAAAUGCUUGGAUUUAUGGUGGGUCCUUCAUCUGAACUGAUUGACGAUGGCCCUCGUGGUCCCUUCCAACUCUACAAUUCUUUGAUUCUAUGGAUUCUUACAAUGUUGUAGUAAUUGCAGAAAGAGAAGCCACUUCCUUCUACUAAAGGCCCAGAAUGUGCAGGUGACAAAGACCUUGAGGGAGGUGUAGCUGUUCUUCACUUUUAUCUCUUUGGACAUUGCUUGUAAACCAAGGGAAUCCUUCUGGAAUGAUCCAUGGGAAAUUCAUGUUGCUGCAGUCGAUAGCCGUGCUCCCAUUGGUUGAGCUGUCGUUCGUGUUCUGCACUGUAAAACCGCUGAGUGAUCUCCUCACUUCCCAAGGCGAGAGGGACCAAUGCAGAGAGGGUGAUGGUGUCUCUCUCCUCAUAGCUUUCAAUAAAUCCCCUGGCUAUCUACUCCCUGUUGCAGGCCCCAAAAGGGCAUAUAUAAUUCAGAUUUAUAAAUAAAAAAAUAGAUUUACCUACCCACCCAAAGAGAACCGUUUGUGUAAUUUGCCAUUCUUGCAUCACUCAUGCCUGUACUCUUUGAUAAAUUCUCGACAUUAUUACAGACUCUCUUAUAUAUCACAGACUUGUUUCAUUUCUUUCCGUGCUGCCUUUAAAGAUGCACCUAUCCCUGAGGGUAUAUAUGCA
Messenger RNA from Zootoca vivipara (common lizard), 3226 nucleotides. RefSeq names its product catechol-O-methyltransferase (gene COMT). NCBI's taxonomy places the organism in Eukaryota, Metazoa, Chordata, Lepidosauria, Squamata, Lacertidae. Gene Ontology annotation, cellular component: dendrite; axon; membrane. Gene Ontology annotation, molecular function: catechol O-methyltransferase activity; magnesium ion binding. The record is from RefSeq and is a predicted model, not a curated record. Gene Ontology annotation, biological process: developmental process; dopamine metabolic process; catecholamine catabolic process.